Molecule: messenger RNA, 699 nt
Organism: Prunus armeniaca (apricot)
Lineage: Eukaryota; Viridiplantae; Streptophyta; Magnoliopsida; Rosales; Rosaceae
Source: the annotation of a GenBank genome assembly
AUGGGGAGAGAGGUUCCACAACAACAGCAGCAGCAGGUGGCGUUGGCGGUGGAGCAGCUGCUGGCUGUGAAUCCGUACAACCCCGACAUGCUUUCCGAUCUUGAAAACUACGUUAACGAGCAGGUUUCUUCACAAACUUAUAAUCUCGAUGCCAAUCUCUGCCUUCUUCGCAUCUAUCAGUUUGAGCCGGACCGGAUGAGCACUCAAAUUGUUGCCCGCAUCUUGGUUAAGGCACUGAUGGCAAUGCCCUCCCCUGAUUUUGGCCUUUGUCUAUUCUUAAUCCCAGAAAGAGUGCAAAUGGAGGAGCAGUUUAAGACACUCAUUGUCCUAUCUCACUAUUUGGAGACCGGAAGGUUCAGUCAAUUCUGGGAUGAAGCAUCCAAGAAUCGUCACAUAGUUGAAGCUGUCCCAGGUUUUGAGCAAGCAAUUCAAGCCUAUGCAAUUCAUGUUCUUUCCUUGACGUACCAAAGGGUUCCCCGAUCUGUGCUUGCUGAGGCUAUCAAUAUUGAAGGCUUAUCCCUGGACAAAUUCCUUGAGCACCAUGUAGCCAAUAGUGGUUGGAUUCUUGAGAAAGGUCAUGGAAGGGGUCAACUCAUUGUCCUGCCUCGAAAUGAAUUUAACCAUCCAGAGCUGAAAAAGAGCACAGACGAUGGCAUUCCAUUAGAGCACGUGGCUCGUAUCUUCCCCAUUCUAGGUUGA